UUUAUUUUCUUCCUUAGAGAUAUUAGCAUUCAUGACAGGAAAUUUUCAAAUUUCAGACUGAAUUAAUGCAAUAAAGUAAAAUCAUCAACCAAAUUAAAACAAAAGAGGUAAAUAAAAAAAUGUAAUUUUUUAAAGUUUUUUUUUUUUUACUUAUCUUUGGUUAUGUGAUGCUCCUAUGCUUUGGCUAUAUAUAAGGUGUUAAUGCAUUUUUUUUUCUUUUUUAGUCUCCGCUUAGCUUUCACACUUUUGUUGUCCAUGUUUAUAAAUAAGGUUUUUUUUUUCAAAACAAGUCUUACAGGAAGUUUUCCUGCAGUUUUCUCAUCUAUGGUCAUCCCGCCGCUAGGGGGUGCUGUAGUCAUUUUAAAACGGCUCUCCAGCUGAAGGUGUAGUUUGUACAGGUGUUCAUACGUGGUCACAAACACACAAACUUACCGGUGGAUGAACCGAAGAUGACCGGAAUAAAAAUUUAAAGUAAUUUUAAAAGGCAGAGUUCUUCUGCAGGAGUGCCACGAUGAGGAGGACCAAACAGAUCGACAUCAAUCGGGCCCUCGCCCUCGCCGGCACCUUCAGCUUCCUGUGCUCCUGCUCCAAAGCCAGCCUGCUCCCCUUCCUCACCCUCUACUUCCGCCAGCUGGGCCUGUCUCCCGCCAUGACGGGCGUGGUCGUGGGGACCCAGCACUCCAUCACGCUGCUGUGGAGCCCUCUGUCCGCCCUGCUCUGCAGACACUACAACAAGAGGCGGGUGGUGAUUGGCUGCUCCCUGGUGCUCUCGGCUCUAAUCGCUCUUCUGCUGCUGGUGGUCCCGCCCACAGAUGUGUCCGGCUCGCUGUUCUGCAACACCUCCGACCUGGGCGUGGAGCCAAAUGACAGCUUGGCUGAGGAGCUGCGAGUGACCAUGGCUGGGCCCCGGUCAUGGACCACCGUACAUCUAAAGGCUCCGGUCAGCCGUCCGUCCAGGACGAACGUGUCUGUGACGAGGAGCGAAGCGUCACCACGUCAGAACGUCGCAAAAGAGGAGCCAGCGUCUUCGCGAAACACAUCAGUGCUGCUCAGCAGUGUCACAAUCCCAACAAGGACUUCCUCUGUUCUCCAUUCUAGCAUCAACUCCUCUGUGGAGCCGCUGAGAAGGAAGAGGUCAGAGGUCAUUUCCAGCAAACCUGAAGAGAAAAAACAGGACAGUUUGGAUUUUCUGAGCAGCCUGAAGGAGAUGGACGUUCAUACCCAGCUCUUCUUCCUCCUCAUGUUCCUCGUGUCGGCGUGGGAGUUUGUGGCGGCACCCCUGGAGUGGGCGGUGGACGACGGGCUCUUUGAGUAUCUAGACUUCGCGGACGCGGCGGACCGUCACAGCAGCAGGGAGCUGUGGGGUCUUCUCGGGGGGGCCUGCGGCGUCGGCGUGAGCGGUCUGCUGGUCAGCAAGCUGAGCUGCGUCCUCGCCGCUGAGACCCCCCGGAGUGCGGCGCAUUUCUACACCUACGCUGGCCUGGCGGGCGUGGCCCUGCCCGCCGCGGUCUACCACCCUCUCUACCUGAACAGGAAGCGCCAGCGAGCGGGGGGGCUGGUGAAGGCCGUGCAGCUGGUGCAGGGCUCCCCCCGCGCUCUGCUGUGCGCCCUCACCGUCCUCCUGGUGGGGGUAGCCGGCUCGGCGGUGGAUAACUUCCUCCUCUGGCAGAUGCAGGAAGUUGGCGGCAGCGAGCUGCACAUGGGGCUCACUCUGUCCCUCGGCCUGCUCUCACAGGCAGCCUUCCCCCUCUUCGCUGGCUGGGUUUCCAAAAUCCUCAGUCCUGGGAGGGUUCUCGUCGUGGGGGCCGCCAGCCUGGGGUUACAGUGCUUCUACUAUUCUUUCCUCUGGGGGCCCUGGGCGGCUCUACCUGCGCAGGUGCUCAGCUGCUUCAGCAAGGGCGCCCUCUGGUGGGCUGUGAGGGUCCACUGCGAGGACCUGGCCGUGCCGGGGGCAGAGAGGAGCGUGAGGAGGGUCUAUAAAUCCGUGGCUCUGCAUUUGGGAAGCGGGGUGGGGAGUUUUACGGGGGGCUUUGCGGCGCAGAGGUUCGGCGUGACAUGGCUGUUCAGAGGGGUGGCGGUGGGACUGAUGGCGUGGUGCGUGUGUCUGCCUGUGCUCCAGUGGAGAGCGCCUCACCAGCGCAGGAUCAACUACUCACGCCUGCUGGCGGCCGACGGGAGCGACGCCAUCGACUCCGAGUCUGAGCAGGAGAGAGACUGGCUGGAUAAAGCAAUGGAGGACGACAGGAGCAACAACAACAGCCGGAGAACCAGCCAUUGAAACUCCAAAAGGGAUGCAGUUUUGGAUAAUAAAAGGCUUCAGAAAUGCAAACAUUCCCAUCAGAUUAGAAGAAUCUAAACCAGGGAGACAUUUCUGUCCUGAAAAUACAGAUGGAUGAAAGCCUCUUCUGAGUAUUUGCAGCCACUGUUUUACUGCAAACAUCUUGGAGGAUGUUUGGAGUGUCCAGCAGAAGCUGCACCAUCAAAACAAUGAAGCCUCCUGAGAGGCUCUGCAAACAGAGAGUCUGGUUGGACUGGCCCGUCAUCCGGCUGCUCCACGCCCAUAAGUGCUGCUCAUCUCCUGCACGAAUCCUGAACUGUUAAUCCAAAAAGAUUAAAGAAGCUGGAAAAAAAAUCCUCUUUGGAAUCUCUGUUUCAGGGUUUCAAGUUCUUGUGAUCAUUCAGACAGUAGCGUGUUUCUAAAGAGUUAUUGCACCUAAAGUCCAUUCUACUGUUUAACUUUAACGGCAGGGAAAUUUUAGCGACAGCAAAAACUAAACACAUUCUUUGAACUAAACAGUUAACACAAUUCCAUUGGAUUCUGAGGCUGAGAAAAUUGAAUUUUAGCGCAAAUAAUUCAAAUUUUAACAUGUUUAAUGGAGGCGUUUUCUAAGUGGAGCUCAAAUAGUGUCUUAAAAAAGUGCGUAGAACGCAUUUAAUUUGCUGGAAGUUUUCAACUGUUAACAUGAUCAAUGUUAUUCCAGUAGAUUUUGAAGGAGAAAAGCGGCCGCUUUUCUCCUUCAAAAUCUACUGGAAUGACAUUGAUCAUGUUAGUGGUUAAAAAGUUAAAGAAUGUUGAAUAUUUUGUGUUUAAGUGGUGUUAAAGGGUUAAUCCAGAUGCAUUAAGAAAGCAGGGUUUAAUGCUGUGCUUUAAUUCAGCUUUUAAUUCCUUAGAUUUAAUAGUUUCAUUAUUCAGAAUAUUUUUUUCAGAAAAAAAACAAAGAAAUGAAGCCAACAAUGUCGUCAAAUAAAUUCCACAAACAUGCAAUAGUUUACAGUGGUCCUUUGAUUUAUUUCCUGGGGAAAAAGAAUUUAUAAUAAAAAAA
This is a messenger RNA of Oryzias melastigma (Indian medaka), 3323 nucleotides long. RefSeq names its product major facilitator superfamily domain containing 6-like (gene mfsd6l). The transcript is spliced from 2 exons. Gene Ontology annotation, cellular component: membrane. Lineage: Eukaryota; Metazoa; Chordata; Actinopteri; Beloniformes; Adrianichthyidae. The coding region runs from base 512 to 2278 and encodes 588 amino acids. The record is from RefSeq and is a predicted model, not a curated record.